Trichomonas vaginalis G3 is the source of this 885-nucleotide messenger RNA. RefSeq names its product serine/threonine-protein kinase IAL-related family. Bases 1 to 885 code for a protein of 294 amino acids. NCBI's taxonomy places the organism in Eukaryota, Parabasalia, Trichomonadida, Trichomonadidae. Gene Ontology annotation, biological process: regulation of cytokinesis; protein phosphorylation; mitotic spindle organization. The transcript has a single exon. The record is from RefSeq and is a predicted model, not a curated record. Gene Ontology annotation, molecular function: ATP binding; protein kinase activity. Gene Ontology annotation, cellular component: spindle pole centrosome; chromosome passenger complex; spindle midzone.
AUGUCAGCAUCAACAAUGUUGAGGCGAGAAAACAGACCACAGAAUACUCUCGCUCAACAAAAGUUAGAAUUGUUGAUGUCUAGAGGACAACAAAGUGAUUGGUCCAUCAAUGAUUUCGAAAUUGGAAGGCCUCUUGGAACUGGGAAAUUUGGAAGAGUCUAUCUCGCAAGAGAAAAGAAAACACAUUUCAUUGUUGCUAUUAAAGUAAUGUACAAGUCACAUUUAGCAAAAGCAGAAAUAGAACACCAAGUUAGACGCGAAAUCGAAAUACAAUCUCAUUUAAGACAUCCCAAUAUUCUUCGAUUAUACGGAUUUUUUUACGACAAAGCUAAAAUAUAUCUAGUUAUGGAGUAUGCACCAAAUGGUGAGUUGUUUAAAAUACUUAGAGAAAAUGAUCGUUUCGAUGAAGAGACUUCUGCUUUUUACAUAAUGCAAAUUGUAGAAGCAAUCAAAUACUGCCAUUCUAAAGGUGUUAUCCAUAGAGAUAUCAAGCCAGAAAAUAUUUUAAUCGGAUCAGAUGGCAACCUAAAAAUUUCAGAUUUCGGAUGGUCUGCAUCUAUUUCAAAUACUAACAGAAGAUCAACUCUUUGCGGGACUCUUGAUUAUCUUCCACCUGAAAUGCUCAAUGGUGAGAAGUAUGAUUUCGCUGUUGAUAUUUGGGGAAUAGGUGUUCUACUUUAUGAAUUUUUAACAGGAAAUGCUCCAUUUGAAGAGCCUGAACGCGAUAAAACAAUCGAGAGGAUCAAAUCUGUAAAUAUUAAGUUCCCAGAUGAUAUGCCAGAAUUAGCAAAAGAUCUUAUACAGAAACUUUUGCAAAAAGAUCCUACAAAGCGUAUAUCUUUGGGUGAGGUUGGAUCUCAUCCAUGGAUACUUCAAUGGAUAUAG